Molecule: messenger RNA, 210 nt
Organism: Anisakis simplex (herring worm)
Lineage: Eukaryota; Metazoa; Nematoda; Chromadorea; Rhabditida; Anisakidae
Source: the annotation of a GenBank genome assembly
AUGGCCGGUGUAAGACGUUACCUAUUCUGGAUCUCCUAUGACGGCAGUCGUUUUCCGGAAAUGGCGAAAGGAGGUACAGGAUUCGGAGUGAUGGACUUUUUUGGUCAAGUUCUACGGAAUUCGUUCGUUGGAAUUGGCGAACGCUUGAAAACGUCAGCAGCAAGUCGUGCUGACAGCACUCAUCGAAUUGAUAUCGUAGAAUUGGCUUGA